Messenger RNA from Oenanthe melanoleuca, 8255 nucleotides. RefSeq names its product arylsulfatase D-like. Lineage: Eukaryota; Metazoa; Chordata; Aves; Passeriformes; Muscicapidae. The transcript has 13 exons. Gene Ontology annotation, molecular function: arylsulfatase activity. Bases 434 to 2281 code for a protein of 615 amino acids. The record is from RefSeq and is a predicted model, not a curated record.
GUGGUUCUCCCCACAGUGUGCUGUAGCCGACAGUCUCACUGCCUGAGAUUCACCAGCUUUCCCUCUGCUGCUGCUCUAUCUCCUCUGUUUGCCUUGGAAGUUACAGCAGCUGGAUUUCCAACAUCUGCUUUAGAAUAGUUCUUCCUCACUCAACACGUUACCAGGGGAAGGCAGGGAAGCCCUCCCCUGCAGCAGGCAGUAAAUGAAGUAAAUAUCUCUGCCCACUUUUUAAACGAGACCAACACCUGCCAAUUACUCUGACACGAAGAUAUGAGCCGUGGUUUUGAUAGCCCCUCCUUGGAUGCAAAGAACAGAAAGCCUGAGGUGAAGUGGGAAGUGACAACAAAGCUCCCGCAGUGAGUGAGCAUGGAUUGUGUGCUGCCCAUGUCCUGGCUGGAGGGAAAGUUGUGUGUUCCUAGAGGGUGGAAAACAAAUGUCUAUUUUCAGCCAACAGCUAAGCAGAGAGAGAAUUUUGCACAUCAUCAAAUUUAUAUGGCCAACUAUGUACCUGUUUCAUAAAAUGGAAAACUGUGAAGUCUACUGGGGAAAUCAAUGGAGCUACCUGAAUAUUUGGCUAAUUUUAUGCCUGUUCCCAAGAACCUGUGUAUCAAAUCCUCCAAAACCUAACUUUUUACUGAUACUGGCUGAUGAUCUUGGUAUUGGAGAUGUGGGUUGCUAUGGCAAUGAUACAAUAAGGACCCCUAACAUUGAUGGCCUGGCAAAGGAUGGAGUGAGACUUACUCAGCACAUUGCUGCAGCAGCUGUCUGUACUCCAAGCAGAGCUGCUUUCCUGACUGGCAGAUACCCCAUCAGAUCAGGCAUGGCAUCCAGCACUCAACGGCAGGUUCUCUUCUGGAAUGGUGGCUCAGGGGGGCUCCCACCAAAUGAAACUACUUUUGCCAGAAUACUCAGCCAGCAAGGUUAUUCUACAGCACUUGUAGGGAAGUGGCAUAUGGGUGUGAACUGCAGAACUCGCCAUGAUCACUGCCACCAUCCAUUAAAUCAUGGUUUUGAUUAUUUUUAUGGCAUGCCUUUUACCCUUGUGAAUGAGUGUCAAGGCACAGAUGACCCUGAAUUGGCCAAGUCUUUGCAAGAUACGUAUUGGUUUUACACUCAGAUGAUCAUCUUUGCAGUAUUUACUCUUGUGAUUGGAAAACUUGCCAAUUUAUUCCCAGUAAAAUGGAAAAUAAUCAUCUGCCUGGCCAUCUGUGGUCUCCUUCAUUUCAUCUCCUGGUUCUCCAGCUAUGGUUUCACCAAGUACUGGAACUGUAUCAUGAUGAGAAACCAUGAUAUCACUGAGCAACCAAUGGACCUACAAAAAACUACUUCUAAUAUGCUGAAGGAGGCAAUUACAUUCAUUGCAAGAAACAAGCAUAGACCAUUUCUUCUCUUUGUUUCCCUUUUACAUGUUCACACUCCUCUCAUCACCACAGAGAAGUUUCAGGGAAGAAGCAGGCAUGGCCUGUAUGGAGAUAAUGUAGAGGAGAUGGACUGGAUGGUGGGCAGGCUUCUGGAUGCUAUUGACAAAGAGGACUUGAAGAAUACCACAUUCAUUUAUUUUGCAUCUGAUCAUGGAGGAUUCUUAGAGGCUCGCAGGGGAAAUUCUCAGUUGGGUGGAUGGAAUGGGAUAUAUAAAGGUGGAAAAGGAAUGGGAGGAUGGGAAGGAGGAAUCCGUGUUCCAGGUAUAGUUAGAUGGCCAGGAGUGCUGCCUGCAGGGACAGUUAUCAAUGAACCUACAAGCCUUAUGGACAUUUAUCCCACAGUAGUUCAACUGGCUGGAGGGGCAGUGCCUCAGGACAGGGCCAUGGACGGGCACACCUUGCUGCCCCUGCUGCAGGGGACAGAGCAGCACUCCAGGCACGAGUUCCUGUUCCACUACUGCGGGGUGUUCCUGCAUGCAGUGCGCUGGCACCAGAGGGACAGUGGCACCGUGUGGAAAGCUCAUUAUGCUACUCCAGUAUUUCAGCCAGAAGGCUCUGGGGCCUGUUUCAGAAGAGGAAUCUGUCCAUGUUUUGGGGAUGGUGUAACCCAUCACGACCCUCCACUGCUGUUCAAUCUCUCACAAGACCCCUCUGAGGCAAAUCCUCUCUCAGCUGACACUGAGCACUUGUUUGACACUGUAAUGAGGAGAAUAAGAAGAGCUGUGGAAGAGCAUCACAAGACUCUGACUCCAGUCCCUCAGCAGCUGUCUCCUUACAAUAAUAUAUGGAAGCCAUGGCUGCAGCCAUGCUGCGGGACAUUCCCAUUCUGUUGGUGUCAUGAAGAAAAUAACAAAGCAUAGUCUAAUACCAAAGUCAAAGUACAGUUAGCUUUAAAGAAAUUGAUUUUCACAUUCACAUAACUGCAGUCAUAAAGAAAUUAAAGAUUAAAUUCUACUGGGAUAACUAGAAGGGACAUUAGUUAUUGUUUUUGUUCAACCUUUUCUCUGACCCACAGAAAUUACGUAAGCCUGUGGUUUAAAAAAAAAAAAAUUAGGGGUCAUAUGUAUAAUCUAUCCCUCAAGUGAAUAAUGCAUGAUUAAAUACCAAAUAAAUGAAUUGAAAUUUCUUUUCUUACUGACUUACAAUUCAAGCAAAUGAUGACUGAUAAAAAAGCAAUUUUUAAUACCAAAUGUUUGUGUAGGACAUAUGCUUGUUGAAAGAAAAGGACUGAACCCAAGAAGUUAUCCCUAUUCAGGCCUUAUGUUUUUAACUUGUUUCACAAAAUUGAAAGGAUGAUGACAAUGAAAAAAAUAAUGAAAAAUAAAAUUGCACAUUUAAUUUGGAAAUAUACCAAAACACAUUGGCCUCUCAGAAAUAAACUUCUAUUAGUUUACAGCAAUUUUUUGCUUCAUCGUCUGUACAUUAAUCUAUCAUGUAAGAAUUUCCAGGGAAAACUGAACUGACAAAUAUGUUUUAAAAAAUUAGAUAGCUAAAGUUAGCAUCUCAAGAUCAGCAGCAAAGUACCCAGCUAUUCUGAAAAGUUAAAACACAGUAAUUCCUACAGGUGUUUUCCACAUAGCUAGUCAUCUCACUCUUGAACACCUUGAAAAUCAUCACCCUGCUGCCUUGAGAAGACUGCAGAAUUUGGGACCUUCUAUGAGACCAAUUCACAAGCCUGCAUGUCCCACUUGAGUGACAAAGCCUCUGAUUUCAUAGGAGUGCCAUUAUGCCCCAUGAAAAAUACUCUUUGUUUUGUGAAAAAACACUUUGUUUUCAGUAGGAGGUGUUAAAAAAAUUCACCUCACAAUGUAAUCUCUUCUGUGUACAGGUCAUCUUUCCAAAGUCAAACAACUGUCAGCACUCCUUACAGUCAUUAGGGAAAAGGAGGGAAUUAAAUUACCUAAUCCUCUCUUGCUGCUCUUAGGUUAAAUAAAUUCAUCUCUCAAGAUAUAAUCCUAACCAUGCUCUUGCAGGGAUUUUGUGCCAAAUCAGAUUUUCAAGUGGAGGUUCUUGUAUUUUUUUCACUCCCAAAAAAGUAGAUUGUGAUCAAGAGACUCAGAUUCAAACUUCUAAAUUUUCCUGAACACUGUAUAUGCAACUCCUACUAUACAGGUAACAGUCACCCAGCCUUUAAAAGUAUCAAGGGAUGGUAAGAGCUGCAGAGCAGGUACCUCAGGGGACGUGUUUCCUUAAAGCUUGCUGUCUCAAAGAGCCACUCCAGCACAGCUCUACUCAGGACCAAGGUUGCCUGUGUGCCAUUUUUUGCUGUUUAUAAGCAGGAAGAGACAAGAAGACCCAUAGCAGGUCCCUCAGCUCCUGAGCUGCCACAGCAGGUCCCUUUCACCAACUUGGGAACAGAGGAGAGUGUAUGCCUGGACUGUGCACCCUUUGCAGUGUCCCAGGGAACUCCUGAUUCACAUCAGGAGUGCUGGGUCAGGGGUGUAGUGACUUGCUGCUGUUUAAGCAGCAUAGGUUGUGAUCAUGAUGCAGCACCAAAUGCAAGUCUCCAAAAAGCUGACCAGGCAUUUCUCCAAGUUAUUUACCAUUUCACCUUUUCUCCAAAAGAUCACCAACAGUUAUAUUGAAAAUGUUCCAUGUAAAUCAAAGGGCACACAUGACAGUGAACUGAUAAGAUGCCUCAAUGUCACAAUUGACAGAAGUAUUUAAAAUGUGUUUGUUCUUACUUCUUGAUAGAGCUUAAAUCUGCACUAACAUUGCUGCAAACUCACCAGAUUUGCCACUUUUCUGUGGCUGACAGGGACUGAAACCAGAGCAGCUGCAUUUCACUGGAUUCAUGCAGGGAGAAAAGAGCAUAAAAGACCACACAUUUUAAAGCCAUUGUGGCUGAUUCAGAGUUGGAGGACAAAUCCUACUGCUCAGCAAAGCCAAAAGCUGUCAAGCCAAUCAGUUCAGCAGCAUCUACAUUAUCAGUUAAGAACAAGGAUAAUUUUUUUCUCAGUUCACUUCACUGGCUUCCCCACUCACCCACUCCAAUCAUUAGGUUAGAUAUCAGGAAAAAGCUUUUCACACACAAGGUGGUUGAGCAGUGGAACAGGCUCCCCAUGCAAGUGGUCAGAGCACAAAGCCUGUCUGAGUUCAAAAAGCAUUGGGACAAUGCUCUCAGGCACACGGUGUCACUCUUGGGAAGUCCUGCACAGGGCCAGGAGGUGGACCCAGUGAUCUUGCUGGGUCUCUUCCAACUCAGCAUGUUCUGUGACUACACACAGGAAUAUGCCCAGUCCCACACUGAGCAUUUACCAGGGAAUGGGAUGGUGCUCAGCACCCAGUCAGCAUGCAAGCAUAGAUCCAAACUUUAGGAGGCCAGACUAGGAAGGCCAGUACAUCAGCCAAGACCCAGGACUCCAUCUCUAAACACAGUGUGAAAAAAUCACCCUGUGUAAAUGUAAACAUUAAACAUUUGUCUAACACCUCAUUCCUCUGAAAAUUAAAUUUGCUGAACUGCUGUGGAGUCAGAUGCUAAGGGGUCACAUUGAUGUUCACAUUGGCUUUCUGACAUCCAAACAGGUAAUUUCAUCUUGGCUGGCAUCUGUGGAAAACCAGAGAUGCUUUCAGGCAGGAGGAGGAAAAACUAGGGCAAGCAUCAUAGAGAAUCAGCUUUUGUCAACUGUUAAGAGACCUCAGCCAGGUACAGGGAAAUGUGCUUUUCCCACACAGAGAGGGAGAGGGCAGACACUGCACACAGAGGAUCUGCAGGUGAGAAGGAGAGUAAAGUAAUGGGAAAUUGCUGAAUAGGAUGCACAUCACUUCAGAAAAUGGGGGGACAGAAGAGACCACUGUUUUCACUCCUAAGUUCCUUUCACUGUCUAAAGCUAAAUGUAUCUUAAGAUGUACAAAUUUUGAGGAGACAGUGGUAAGCAGGAAAAGGAGGCUAAUUUUACCUGAUUCAUGCAGAUCCUAGCCAUGGAUUGGUUGCAAAUUUCUUUGUCUGUAUACACUUUAACAAGAAUAAAUCCCUGCAUAAGCUGUUCUUCUGAUCUUCUGGCAAAUGUAUAUUCCCAGUAGAGCAGAUGAACCCAACAUCACAUUCGAGUUUUCCUCAUGAUCUCUUUCAGAGAAAAUGCAUUAAUAGGCAAAAAAUCUUUCACAAAACCUUCUUGAAUAACACUGGAAGGAAGGAACUCUUAAUUCAGUUCUGUAGGUUUCCUUGAAAAAUCAUCUAUAAUGAUAUUUUUCAAAAUACAAGAAUAAAGCCUAAAUUCUAUGCUUUCUUCCUUUUCUCAUGGUUUCUCCAUUUGCAAAAAGGCACAACUACAUAAAAUGGCCAGCUGGGGAAACCUGAGACAACUUCCCAGUCUCCAAGCCAUUGUUAGCCAUACAAGAAUGUGCCUACAAAUGGUUUAACAGAGACACCACAGAGAGGGAAAUAUUACUCUGUAACAAAUGAAGUUUGUUUUAGUGAAAGAGCUGUAGUUGUACUGUGUAAAUGUUUGACAUUCAUGUUGUAUGAAGCUGACUUCCACUUAACUCGUUUGAUCAUUGUUAAAUGACAUUUGGAAUUGUUGCAUUAGGCUGACUCAACGGAGUAAUUGCCAAGUCUCACAGGAGUGAGACAAUAAGCUUCUAAGAAGCCUCACUUCACCAUGUUUAAAUAUUAGACAGUUGCUUUGCUCCCUGCUGGGGCUCAAGGGAAUGCCAGCACACACAUCAUAAGAUCCCAUCCUCUAAGGAUGCAGAAUCGUUGUGUAACAAACAAACUGAGAAAAGUAAUUUGAGCUCAAAAUUUAUCCAGCUUGACAUUCCCAAGAACUCUGAGUAAAUUUGACAGACAUUAAAUGAAUGACCAAGGAGUAACAAAAACUCUUUUGUUCACAACAGAUUGUAGGUUAAUAUACACACACUCAGGCACGUAUAUGGUGUUGAACUCAAUAUGACACUAGAAGAUUUUUGUAGGAUGUUUUGAUUGUAAUGUUACAUCUAAUCAACUCCAUUAAAAAACUCAGAUUUAUUCAAAACCUCAUUUCUUAUUGAAUCACCAUACUACUGCAUUACUAAGAUUUUUUGAAUGUCAGAAAAGAAAACAACAAAUAGAAUGCCAGAAAAGAACAAAUUGCAACUCCCCAUGUUGAGAUAAAUGGGGUUACUAGAGGAUCCAAACAACCCUGGCUUCUGCUCUGCCAUUUGUGUAGAAGCUGUAAGUAAAAGGUUUGGAAACAGAAAGAAUUUAUGGAGGUUUGAAAAGAAAAAAAAACAACCAGCCUCUAAACUAAACAAAACAUAAAACAGGUACCAAACCAUGACAUGCAAUUAGUUCUGUUCCAAGUACUUAAUCCUAUGAGAAGGCUCUGAAAAUACUAUUGCUCUAAAAUUAACAAAUUGUUUCAUGUAUUUAUCAUUGUUCAGAAUGAUGCACAGUGCCAUAAAAUUGAACAAACACUUCUCCAAGGCAGUGAAUGUUAUGCCAUCCUGGAAAGUAUUAAGAUAAUCACAUCUCAGAGACUGGCUGUCUUGGAAUUUUAGGGGUUUUAUCCCUCCAGUUUGUUGAAGUUGAAAGGGUUCUGACAACAGUCAGAGUAAAAUUCCAGAAAAAAGUUCUUACAACUGUAUUUUUUCCCUUUAUUAAUAUAACUCUCAGUUUUCUAGCAGUUAUUAUUUAUAACUUUAAGUCAAUUAUAUAUUACUGUAUUUUUUUAUCUACUUCUGCUAUAAUUAUGGUAUGAUGUUACUACAAACCAAAAGUUUAUACCGGGAUACAAAACAUAACUUGAGUGUCACAACACAAAAUAAACUAUUUAUGAGCCACCCAACUUAGGAUGAACAUAAUUUCAGUGAAACAUUUUGCAACCAAUAUACUGACAAUGUAGACAACUUCAAUGAGCAGUCUUAACUGACAACUAUUUUUGGAGGCUAUUAAAGAAUUUACUACCAUGCAUUUAAUCUCAUUUAUUGGGUGGAUAAAAAUCAACCAAACAAGCAAAAAAAUUCAAAACCAAUAAAAAUUCAAACCACAGAAACAAAAUUCCAAAAUAAUGAAUAAGAAAACUGAGGGAAACUGGAAUGUAAGAUUUGAAUUAAUGGAAUAUGAAUUAAGGAAACAGGUCCAUUUAAUGUUAUGUUCAAAGCCAUAGGAAUCAAACCAGUUUAGAUUAGGAAAGCAAGAGAACCAGAUCCAUUAAGGAAUAAAUAGGCAUACUGCAGACUUACUGGUGAACAAGCUGUUUGUAGGAGCACACAAAAGUAUCAAUCACCAGCUACUAGCCCAGCCUCCCAUUCAUGGACAGAAAAAUCAAGAUGAAGAAAAUCAAACAAAACAAAGUAUUUUUUCAAGUACCAGCUUUAGAAAAAUCAUUGCUGACUGAUAUAGAGAGACAAAGAAAAUUAUUUCCCAAGAACAACCCAGAUGGAAAUAUCCUCACAAAACGCUAGGCAGUAAGCAAAGUGGUAUUCCAAGAACACAAAUCUCCUUUUCCUGUAGGCUAAGAAAGUGCAUAAACCCACAUGUCUAAAAUUUUCAAGAAUUUUUCUUGUGGAACACCCACACUAUCUCCUUAUACAUAAGGAGCACCCAAUAAAAUGGUUGUAUGGCAAAUAAAAGCUGUGAAUAACUCCAAGCACAUGACAGAAGAAUCAGCAAGUUCUGUUUUAAACACAAGUUGUCCUCUCUAAAUACAAAGUCUACCACACAACAGUAAGUCAUAGUCUGGCCUUGUUUAAAGAUUAAUAGUGGCACCAAAAUGUUUACAUUUCUUAACUUUCUUUAUCUCAAAAACACUUGAGGCUAUACCACAGUUUAAUCUGGGAAAGAAAUUCUAGGUGAAGCUUGGUAAGACUUUUUUCCCCAAGAUACAUUUCUACUUUGCAAACCUCUGUGCUGUG